Molecule: messenger RNA, 1851 nt
Organism: Salmo salar (Atlantic salmon)
Lineage: Eukaryota; Metazoa; Chordata; Actinopteri; Salmoniformes; Salmonidae
Source: RefSeq, marked provisional
CGAAGAUGGCGAUGAAACGACCAUCAAGUUAUGCUCUAUUUUUACUGUUUAUGUCGUUUAUUUUAGCGGAGUCUGCACCUCGACAGUUGAAUACGGAAAGCAUUCUGAUCAAUGUGACAGCAGGGACAUUGGAUGACACAAAUGUGCAGGAGUCCAACAACUUGCAGAUCAACCUGAAUAUUUCAGUGGAUGAAGAACAGGUGCUCGUCAAUGACAUCCCUGUGGAGUUGUCAGGGGUGACUAGGUUGAACUGCCAAGCCUUGCUGUUGGAUACCAUCAAUGGCACCAGUGAAUUUGAAUCUGGUGACUAUGUGUCCACUGUCACCCGGGUGAUGGUGAGCCAGAAUCGCCUGUGGAGUGAUUCAGAAGAGGUGGUGGCUCUCCAGGUGUUCAGCGAGGUCAUUGAGAUGGAGGGGAAAAAGGUCCAGCAGCCAGAAAUGUGCGAAGUGAAGAUACUGAUGAGCCCCAAUUUCCAGAAGCUUGCUCAGUAUACCAACACCUACCCCAUUGGACACAGUGAGAUUUUCAGGAUCCCAAGGGAAAAUGAUGUGGUCAUCACAGAUCCAACAAAUCCUAAAAAAGCUGAAGACCAAGUGAUGUCCCAUACCACCAUUCAUUACCCUCUGAAGCAUGCUGACACCACCCAGGAGGAGAUUGCUGCCCCAGGCAAGCUCCCAGAGACUCCCCUCCGCAUGGACCCAGACUUGCUGUAUAAUAACAAUGAUGAGGAUGAUGACUUGGGAGGGCUGUCGGAUGAAAUGCAGACAGAGGCACCGCUCAAAGAAUCCAUCUCCUCUUACAGUGCCAUGUGUCGAUGGGUGGAGGAGGUGAGGGACCGCCUCCGACGCUUCUGGUCUGAGUCCUUGCCCCUGUUCUUCUUGGUCAUGUGGGUGGUGGUGAUUGGUGUGGUUGGGUCAGCGGUCAUUGUCAAGAUCCUGGACAUGCUCUUCCCAACAUGUGAACACAAGGGAAUUUUCCAUUUAAAUCCUGUGACUCUGAUGCCUGAAGAUGAGAAACACACCCUGCUAGAGAACAUUGAAAUAGAGGCAGAGGAAAAAACCUUAAAUGAAAACUGAUGAAGUGGAGUGAGUCUGAUUGCAGGUGUUGACAACACAAUGCAUUAUGUGGUUAGAGAAACCAUAAUCUUUUUGUAGCACUUAUUAAAAACAUGCAUUGCAUACACAUUAUUUGCUUUAUACCCUCUACUCAAAACAUGAAUCUGAAAUGUUAAUACUGCAAGCAGAUCAUACUUAUGGACCUAGCUACCUACUGCACACUUACUUUUCAUAUUAUGAUUGUGUUACCUCAGUUACAAUAUUACUUUGUGUUAAGAAGUUUGGAUAUACCGUGGUGGCAGGUAGCCUAGUGGUUAAGUGUUGGGCCAGUAACCCGAAAGGUCGCUGGUUUGAAUCCCCGAGCUGACUGUGAAAAAUAUGCCGAUGUUCCCUUGAGCAAGGCACUUAAACCUAAUUGCUCAUGUAAGUCGCUCUGGAUAAGAGCAUCUGCUAAAUGACUAAAAUGUAAAUAUACCACACGUUAAUAUUGAUUUAUUAUUGGUUUAUUUUUUUAUUGCUCAGUUCAUAAUAUUUUAGCAUUCUGACUGGAGGAUUGAACUGAGGAUUUGGUGUUUGUCUGCAUGCAAGACAAACAGCUUUUAUUUACUGUUUUUUGAGCCAGUACAUAUGUCAAGGCCUCACCUAUACAUUAAUUGUAAAAGGAUCAAAAACAAAAAAAUAUUGAAUGUUGCUAUUGCAUUUUGACUGAGCUCGACUCUGGGCUGCGGUAAAGUCCAUAAAAUGGAUAGGAAGGCCUAGUCUUGCAUCCAUAAGUGCAGAAUAAAGAAUGAUCAAA